UUUUUCCCUCUUUACAAUAGACUGAGGAAGAAAAACCAUUCGCUGACUUUCUGACAAGCUAGAGAAGAGGAGCAAGGGAGAGCAGUCGAGAUUUCUCUCCUUAAUUAGCCUGUGCUCUUCAAAGGAUAUCUACUAUCAAUUACUUGUUGCACAAAAGAAUGGAGUCUAGUGCCAUUGGUGAGACAAAAGAAGCAACAACAGUUAGCACAAAUGUAAAUCUCGAAGACAUCCCAACAGUUACAAAGGUUCUCCUCAAUGAGAAUCACCGCAAGAAAGGAUUCCUGCAUUUUUUGAAAGCUAAUCCAUCGAAAGAUUGGUUUCACAAAUUCAAUUUUGUAACCAGAAUCCAUCCUUUCUACUUCUUCAACAGAAGUCGGAGCCAGAACACAAGGAGCAGCUCUUCACAUCCUGAUCUCAUAACCGGCACCAUAAAUGGGAGCCACCGCUUCCAUAUCCCUUUUAUCAGAAAGAUCAACUGGGAAGCCAUUGUUAGAUACUGCAAGAACUGGAUCAAGCACCCAAUGAAUAAAGCUCUUCUUGUUUGGUUCUUCUUUGUUGCUGCCUGCCUUGUUGUGCUCUUCCUGUUCAUGGUUGGGCUCCUCAACAAUGCCAUCCCGAAAAGCUCGGUUCGAAAGAAAUGGACAGAGAUCUUCAACCAAAUCCUCAAUGCUCUCUUCACCAUCAUGUGCUUGUAUCAGCACCCGAGGAUCUUCCACCAUUUGGUUCUCUUAUGUAAGUGGAGAUCAAAGGACAUUCUGGAGCUGAGAAAGAUAUACUGCAAGAAUGGAACAAGAAAGCCACAUGAGAGAGCUCAUAUGAUGUUUGUUGUUGUCCUCCUGCACAUAACUUGUUUCUCUCAAUAUGGCCUUUGUACUCUCUUUUGGGCAUAUUCAAGCGACACGAGGCCUGCCUGGCCACAGAUUAUCUGCAUUGCUACAGGAACUGUAGCACCAGUCAUUGCUGGUAUUUAUGCAUUCUUUGGCCCUCUUGGAAGGAAGACUGAAGCUGAGAACGAUGAAGAAGCGGUGAGUCAGGUAGCCAUGACAAUAAAUAGCAGAGAUGAGAAUUCGAAUGAGAUAAGGCAAUACAGCAAUAGGGUGGUGGAUACUUCACCAGAGUGGAUUGGAGGACUCUUUGAUUGCUGGGAUUAUCAAGCUGUUGCUUCUCUCUCCUUCUUCUGCACAUUCUGCGUUUUCGGAUGGAACAUGGAGAGGCUUGGAUUUGGUAACAUGUAUGUUCACAUCUUCACAUUCGUAUUUCUCUGCGGUGCAACAGUUAUAGUGUUCUCCGUAACAGCUCUCAAUAUCAAUGAUGUUGUAAUUAGAUACAUGGUGGGGAUUACAGGCAUUGUUCUUUGCAUGUUUGGGCUUCUAUAUGGAGGAUUUUGGAGGAUUCAAAUGAGAAAGAAAUUCAAACUUCCUGAAAACCAUUUCUGCUGUGGGUAUCCAGAUUUCACUGAUUUCAUGCAAUGGCUAUUCUGUUGGUCAUGCUCGCUGGCUCAGGAAGUGAGGACUGGGAACUUUUAUGAUGUUGAGGAUGGUAGAUUUUAUAGGAAGGAAAGUGAGGAGGGGGAAAAUCAGCAAGUGAUGGCCAUGCCAAGUUUUGGUUCAGCAAAUAUCCACCCCGCAGUAGACCUAGAUGAUGACCUGGAGAUUCGGAAAUGCAGAAGAGGAGAGAUUCAUGAAGCUGAGAUUGAUGAGACUACGAGGCCUCCACUUCUGCCAGUAAUCUGAUGCAAGGGUCUAUAAGUGCAAUUUGUAAUUAGAUUGUGUUAGUAACUUUUAAAGUGCCUUUGUAGUUUAUAAAUAAAUAAGUAUUAAAUGUUUAAUAUAUUUUUGGAGAGUAUGAAGGAAUGAAUGAUGUAAUGAACAACUAUUUUGGUCUUCAAUUACCUUCAUUCUCUUUCUUAACCUUGCAUUUUAUGGAUUUUUAUCAUCUGAUUAGAAGAUA
This is a messenger RNA of Dendrobium catenatum, 1950 nucleotides long. RefSeq lists its product as uncharacterized. Gene Ontology annotation, biological process: sesquiterpene biosynthetic process. Gene Ontology annotation, molecular function: cyclase activity. Bases 159 to 1733 code for a protein of 524 amino acids. Lineage: Eukaryota; Viridiplantae; Streptophyta; Magnoliopsida; Asparagales; Orchidaceae. The record is from RefSeq and is a predicted model, not a curated record. The transcript has 2 exons.